This is a messenger RNA of Kwoniella shivajii, 2586 nucleotides long. RefSeq lists its product as uncharacterized. Lineage: Eukaryota; Fungi; Basidiomycota; Tremellomycetes; Tremellales; Cryptococcaceae. The record is from RefSeq and is a predicted model, not a curated record. Gene Ontology annotation, molecular function: ATP hydrolysis activity; ATP-dependent DNA damage sensor activity; ATP binding. Gene Ontology annotation, cellular component: mismatch repair complex. Gene Ontology annotation, biological process: mismatch repair. The coding region runs from base 1 to 2586 and encodes 861 amino acids. The transcript has 10 exons.
AUGGACCGGAUAACUCCUCUCCCCACCCCUACAACGACGACGAUCCGCUCUUCGCUGAUCAUACCUACAUUUCCUCAAAUCCUCUCAGAAUUAGUCCAAAAUUCUUUGGAUGCGAAUGCGAGAUAUAUAGAUAUAGCACUUUGCCUGACUAAAGGUGAGGAGAGUAUGAGGGUGGAGGAUGAUGGCUGUGGGAUCACGCAGGCUGGUUUGAGGAAGAUUGGAAAAAGGUUUAGGACAAGCAAAACUCUCAACGAAUCCAAUUUGGGCUCAGUAGACUCAUAUGGAUAUCGUGGAGAAGCACUGUCAUCCAUAUCCGCAUUAUCUUUAUUCACGAUAACCACCCGUCCUACUUCAUCCGAGACAUCAUAUACGAAGAUUGUCAAAUCGUCCAAAACACUUUAUAUGGGUAUCGAUCCUUCUCGAAUUGUCUCUUUAUCUAGCGGAACAAUAAUCAAUGUUAAGGAAAUAUUCCAUAAUAUCCCCGUGAGAAGAGAGGAGUUGUCAAGCAUGAAUGGGGAGACUCUGAUUAGACAAUGUAAGAAGAUCAUCGAGGUUCUAGCUCUGUGCAGACCUGGUAUUGGAUGGACUGUCUGGGAGCAGAAAGAUACUGGAGGAAGGAAACUGUUGUUGGGUAUCAGAAGCGCAAAAUCGAGCGUACAUAUCUUCCGAUCCCUGUAUGGCAAUGCUCUUGUUCAGAGAGUGCAGAAUAUUCGCGUUUCAGCAGGUACUAAACGUGUGGAUGGAUUCAUCAGUCUUUCAGGCGAUUUCACCAAAAUCCAUCAACAUUUGUACAUCAAUAAUUAUCCCUUAGCUCGCUCAGACCUACACCUAGCCAUCUCCAAGAAGUUCUCGGACAGUAGAUUCUCGACUUAUGCGUCUGCAGGAGACAACGAUUUGGAAUAUAUCGCUGGCGGACAGAGAAGAUCGCCUAGGAGAAUGGAGAGACAUCCAAUCUACGUACUUAAUGUUUCUAUGCCUUCUGAUGAAGUUGAUGUUAGCUAUGAACCUCAAAAGGGAAUGUUAGGAUAUAAAGAUUACUCGAAAGUCAGAAAUCUUAUCUUGGCUGUUGUGGACGAAUUUCUCAAGAAAAACGGAUUUGGAACCGCAUCGACGAAAUGCGCCUCUCUGAGUCCCACGAAGCAGGCUUCCACGUGUAUUGGUCUCCAUGGUAAAUCACCUCUUGGUAAAGAUGUAAUUGCGCCCUUUGCGCCCAGCGGAAAUGAAUGGGACUUGACAAGACCUUCUCCCUUAUCUUUUACGGUCGAACAUCCGUCGUCUUCUCCUAUUCUGCCACUAGUCCUCGAUACAAUUCUUCCAUCAGCGGAUGUCAGCAUGUCUUCUGCGACGAAGCACUCUCUUCAAUCGUCCAGAGGCGAUCUACGGUGUCCGGCAAUUCCUGCUAUACCUUCACAAGCUUUCAUAAACCAAAGAAGAGAUUUACCUACUACCCAUGUCAACUAUUCUCUUAUCAUUUCCGAAAAACCAGUCCGCAAGUCUCAAUGGAUUACGGACUUGGAGACAACACUCGAUUUGGGUGUUUUACCUAUCGCUUGCGGUUUGAAACGGAACCUCGACAUCCUCCAGGGCGAUAAUCAAUGUGGGAGUUGUCCAACAGAAGGUCUGCAUUCUUCGUUUGCUCGACCUAUAAAUCCGGAGCCCAGAACCAGGAUGUCUACAUUGGACAUUCAACUCACGCGAUCAUCACUGUCUAAAUCAUAUAUCAUAGGGCAGGUGGAUAAAAAAUUUGUUUCGGUCAUAUUACCUACUCCGAAAGGUGAAAGAGCUCUAGUCCUGAUCGAUCAACAUGCGGCGGACGAAAGAAUAUCGAUUGAAAAUAUUCUCUCUUCCUUGAGUGCUGGAUUUCGAAACGAUAACAUACCUACUACAAGACUAGAAAUACCGAUUAAUAUAGUCCUGACUUCCUCAGAAGCAAGAACAUUGUCUUCACCCGAAAACUUGGAUAUAUUCCGGAGAUGGGGGAUCCAGCUUUCUUUACCUGAUCUGAAUGAUAUACAAGGUGAUUAUGUCCAAAUUGGGGUUUCAAAAAUACCAAGUCUACUGUCCAGCAGGCUGGGUAGGAAGGAGGGAACUGAAAUGAUCAGAUUGAUCAGAGGUUAUAUACCUUCUUUAGAGGCUGAUAUGGACGAAAUCAAAGCUUGGAUCAGAUCUUUCGCUAAUGAUGAGAUUGCGGAAGAAGAGGAAGACAUGGGUGAACAUGUAGGAAAAGUAAAUGAUGGAGCUGGGGAAGACUGUAUUGGACGUGAUCAAGAGGUCGCGGAAGACCCUAUUCCACAUGAAGAUGAGGGUAUUGGUAAAGACAUCAGGUUCAUGCCUCGAGAAAUGUUAGAGUUAGCAAAUUCGAAGGCUUGUCGAGGUGCGAUCAUGUUUCAAGAUCCCCUAAAUCGCGACCAGCAGAUUCGUUUAACUACUCAGCUCAGCGAUACCAAAUUCCCCUUCAUCUGCGCGCAUGGGAGACCGAGCAUGAUUCCUUUGAUCGCUUUGAAAGGUCCUACAGGAAUGGCAAAAAAGUUGUCGAAGAGGGAUAUCGAUUGGUCAAACUGGAAGCACAAGGUGAAGGGAAGUUAG